GCUGAGCCCGGGGCUGGUGAGUACCAGCGCCCUGAGACCCGAGCCCCCAUGGCGCAGAAACCUCUCAGCACCGCUGCGGCCGAGCGCAUGAACCUCGUGGCCCAGGACGAGAUCUGGAAAUACCGCCUGAAGGCCGAAACUGAAGCACGGCAAAACUGGGCCCAGAACUGGGGAUUUUUAGCAACCCCUGUCGAGGAGCUGCUCAAGAGUACAGAAGAACCCCCCACCCCAAAGCCCAAAAUCGAGCUUCCCGAGCGGUUCCGCGUCCGGCCCGUGACCCCAGCGGAGAAAUACAUCAAGGUCCUUCCAUCCCCCCCGGUCCCGAAGACGACCCAGGGCUUCAUCGGCUGGAGAUCCGGGGUGCCAGACCUGAACAAGUGUCUGGAGCACGAUUAUGAGAUCAGAAGCUGCAAGGGGGCAUAUGCCAAAGAGCUAGGCUGGCCGAAGCAAGGCGUCCACUGAGUCCAGACAGACUGCAGGCCCUGGGCAAGAGCGGCUCGACCACCAGGCACCCAGUGUCCAAGCCCAGGAGGGGGGGUGCUCCCCAGGGUCCCUCUGCAGUUGGAGUUCCCCUCCCCAUUUGCUCAGCAGAUGUUGCAAAGAACAUGAACUAACCCUCUGACUUUUUCAAUUCAUCAACCCUCCCUUCCAGAACAUUCUCAUAACACACUC
Molecule: messenger RNA, 672 nt
Organism: Ailuropoda melanoleuca (giant panda)
Lineage: Eukaryota; Metazoa; Chordata; Mammalia; Carnivora; Ursidae
Gene: CIMIP1
Product: ciliary microtubule inner protein 1
Exons: 4
Coding region: 49-462 (137 amino acids)
Source: RefSeq, a predicted model, not a curated record